This is a messenger RNA of Aspergillus sclerotioniger CBS 115572, 1473 nucleotides long. Its product is annotated as kinase domain-containing protein. Gene Ontology annotation, biological process: protein phosphorylation; regulation of mRNA processing; spliceosomal complex assembly. The coding region runs from base 1 to 1347 and encodes 448 amino acids. Gene Ontology annotation, molecular function: ATP binding; protein kinase activity. The record is from RefSeq and is a predicted model, not a curated record. NCBI's taxonomy places the organism in Eukaryota, Fungi, Ascomycota, Eurotiomycetes, Eurotiales, Aspergillaceae. The transcript has 5 exons.
AUGGCCAGGCGAAUCCUUCCAUCGCUCCGGCCAUGGUCCCACUGGGCCCGCCGAUCGCCCUUCAGUUUCCCAUCUGCUGUCCAGCUCCCUCUCGAACCCCGAAUCGAGGAAGAGAGGAUCCCCGGCUUCAGACCCAAGUCGUAUUUCCCCGUCACCCCUGGCUAUGUCUUCCAUGACCGAUACGAGGCAUUGGCCAAGCUCGGCUGGGGCACCACCUCCACCAUCUGGCUCGUCCGAGAUCUUCAACGUUGGCCAUGGCAAUCGGAGCGCUACCUGACCUUGAAGGUUGGAUGUUGUAACUACCGCACCGUGGACGAGGCUCGCCAGGAAUCCAAUCUCGAACGACACAUCCGUGACUCCAAUCCCAACCAUUUCGGCCACGACGUGACAAGGACCUUUAUCGAAUCGUUCGAAGAGAGAAGCCCCUACGGAACACAUGUCUGUCUGGCCUACGAGCCCAUGCGAGAACCCCUCUGGAUAUUACAGAAGCGCUUCCGUAACGAGGUCUUUCCCCUCAGCAUCCUCAAAGCAUACAUGAAGAUCCUCCUGAUGGGCCUGGACUACCUCCACUCCGAAUGCAACAUCAUCCACACCGACCUCAAAGCAGACAACAUCCUCGUAUCCUUUGAAAACCCCUCCGUCAUUCACUCCUUCGCCCAAAUCACUCCAUCCCGACCCAUCUCCCUCAAAACCCUCGACGACCACCCCAUCUACCGCUCUCACGAUGACUUCGGUCCCCUUCAGUCCUACGAAACCAUCCCCACCCUCUCGGAUUUCGGUGCCGCUGUACAUAAGCAAGACCAAUCCACUCCAUGCAUCCUUCCCAUCCAACCAGACUGCUACCGCGCACCAGAGGUCAUUCUCGGCGCCGGAUACACCUACAGCGCCGACAUCUGGAAUCUCGGCGUGAUGAUAUGGGAACUCCUCGAAAACCGCACCCUCUUCACCCAAGCCCGCGACUCCACCCUGAAAAACCACCCAGACGCACACCUCGCCCAAAUGAUCGCCUUUCUAGGUCCCCCGCCGCAGGAGCUACUAGUGCGGUCGAGAGAACACCGUCAUUGGAAAUGGAGCCCCGCGGUGCAGAGUCCCCACGGGAAGCUUGUCAAGUCAGUGGAAGAUUGGUUUGACGGGCCAUUUUUCGAUGAUGAUGGGAAAUUCCUGCACGAGAAUCUCAUUCCCAAAGAUCAGACGCUUGAAGAUACGAUUACUUGUCUUGAAGGCGAAGAGAAAAGUAAGUUUCUUGUGUUUGCGAGGAAAAUGCUAAAGUGGAUGCCUGAGGAGCGAGGGACGGCGAAAGAGUUGGUUGACGAUCCUUGGUUGGAUAUUGAAGGGGAGAAGAAGUAGAUGGGUAUGAUGGGCUGGCUGUAUAUUAUUUUCCCCUGUCCACUCCACUACUCUCCACUCUACUGUACAUAUGUAUGAUAGUCUUGAUGUAGAUAGAUAGAUAGAUAGUAAGGUAGAUACCUGGUG